This is a messenger RNA of Aquila chrysaetos chrysaetos, 909 nucleotides long. RefSeq names its product collagen alpha-1(I) chain-like. The coding region runs from base 32 to 592 and encodes 186 amino acids. The transcript has 2 exons. Lineage: Eukaryota; Metazoa; Chordata; Aves; Accipitriformes; Accipitridae. The record is from RefSeq and is a predicted model, not a curated record.
GUUCGCGCGCCGGCUCCGGCCCCUCCGGCGCAUGCGCGGUCCCCGGGAGCCGCGUGGCGGUGCGCAGGGCGCGGGUCUCGGCGGCAGCGGGCGAGCGCCGGGACCGCGGGUGAGGCGAGCGAUCCCCUCCGGCGGGGGCAGGGGGUGCCUCCUGCCCGCUGGCCGCCCGGGGCUGCCGGGACGGGAAGCUGCGAAGCGGCCACCACGGCAGGCUCCCGGUCCGCCGGAGGCGAGCCGGGCCAGGGCAGCGCCGGGGAGUUCCCCGAGAGCCGGUAGAAGGGAAGAAGGGACGGAGGCGGGCACCCCCCAGGCGCGGCCAGCGGGCGCCUCCCCGAGUCGCCAGAGCUCCCCCGGCCCCGCUCGGCCCGUGCGGCUGCCCCCAGCUCCAGCCCCUCCCCUGAAGCCUGUGCUGUGGCCGCAGGCAGCCCCCGAGCCCUGUCGUGAGGGCAGCAAGCCGGCCCUGCGGUGUUCUCGAGUCUCCCUUAACGUGGGUGCCGCUAGCAGCGGCGCGGGGAACGAGCGGCGUCUGCGGAAGCCCCUGCGGAAGGAGGGGGCUCCGGUCAGGGUCGAGCUGCGUUUUGACAGCAGUUGAUAUACAACCUUGUGGAAAGGCCAGACUGUUGCAGGUAGCUGGAGCUUGUAAGGAGAAGCAGCUGAAAUGAGCUGGAGCUUCAGUGCGGAGCUGGGGCUUCAGCGAGCCAGAACUGUAGCAAGCGGGAGCUGGAACGAGGUGGGGUGUCCGCUGUCUGGAGCGUGCAUUAGCCAGAGGCAAAAGUACCUGUGGCUGUAACGAGCAGGAGCCACGAUUAGCUGGAGUGUCCGUCGGCCGGACCGCGCUCCCAGCACGGCCAAAGGGCGGCCGGGUGCAGGCAGGGCUGUCCGCAGCAAGCAGCUCCAAGCAGCAGGGAG